Messenger RNA from Melanotaenia boesemani (Boeseman's rainbowfish), 4559 nucleotides. RefSeq names its product RNA binding motif protein 26 (gene rbm26). The record is from RefSeq and is a predicted model, not a curated record. Gene Ontology annotation, biological process: mRNA processing. NCBI's taxonomy places the organism in Eukaryota, Metazoa, Chordata, Actinopteri, Atheriniformes, Melanotaeniidae. Gene Ontology annotation, molecular function: metal ion binding; RNA binding. Gene Ontology annotation, cellular component: nucleus. Bases 426 to 3467 code for a protein of 1013 amino acids. The transcript has 22 exons.
GAGAACGCUUAGAACGAGAACACGGGAGGAAGUAAAUAUUCGUCACGGCAUAGUACUAUUGAGGGGACGAAGUAUCAAUAAAUGCGAAUGCCACUUAAUUUUAACCGAUAAAAUAAGCCACAAACUCAAGAGUCACUAGUUUAAUUGCUGAAAAACAAUAGACCCUCUCCCUCUUUAUUUUGAUCAUUUAGACUACGAGGGUCGAGAUUUCGUGCAGCACGCUUGGGGCCUGGAGAGACGGAUGCUAAUGCAGCUAAGCUAGUCUGCGUUAACGCGGCAGUUCAGUCAACGGCGCUUUCAGCAUCACAUCCUGGCCAAAGGCAACUAAAGUGGCUAGUUUUUGCAGCAGAUGCCUGUUAUUCUUUUAAACAGAUAAGUAGCUUACACUCUUGCUGUUGAGGAGAGAAAAUUUGGCCGGAUUUAAGAUGAUCAUUGAAAACCUUGAUGCAUUGAAAACAUGGCUGUCUGAAACCCUCGAGCCCAUUUGUGAUGCAGACCCUUCUGCCCUCGCCAAGUAUGUUGUUGCUUUGGUGAAGAAAGACAAAAGUGAGAAUGAACUAAAAGUAUUGUGUAUAGACCAGUUGGAUGUUUUUCUCCAAAAAGAGACCCAGCUGUUUGUGGAUAAGCUGUUUGAAGCCAUUAACAACAAAAGCUACCUCCCACAGCCAGAGCAACCAGCCCCAGUGGUCAAAGUUGAGAAGGAUGAGCAGAAGAAAGAUGAGACAAAUCGGGACGAAGAACGGGACAAGAAGUUUUCCCGGCGCGUGACUCAUAGCCCUCCACAAUCAAGUUCUCGUUACAGUAGGGAUGGCAGGAGAGGAGAUGACCGUAAAAGAGAUGAUCGCUCCAGGAAGAGGGAUUAUGAUCGUAUCCCACUAAGGAGGGACUCGUACCGUGAUCGAUACAAUCGCAGGAGAGGUCGCAGCCGAAGUUACAGCCGUAGUCGCAGCCGGAGCCGAAGUUGGAGCAAAGACCGCAUCCGAGAUCGCGACAGAGAAAGGGAUAGUAACAGGGACAGAGAAAGGGACCGAGAUCGCAGUAGGAGCCGGUCCCGCAGCAGAACUCGUUCCAGAAGCAGGAGUCGAGACCGAGAUUCGGGAAAGCUGAAGUAUGAUCAUGACAGAGUGGAGAGAUUAGAGAGUGGUGAUGUCUACGCCCCAGCAGCACUUGUCUCCUCUGCAGCCACCUCACAUUUCCCUGUGCCAACAUUGAGUAGUACUAUUACAGUCAUUGCCCCCACACAUCAUCAUAGUAACAUCACCACUGAGAGCUGGUCAGACUUCAGGCCUGAACAUCCUGUGGAUCAUGGCCCUUUUAAUAGAGGGCCACCACCUCAACAAAGGAAGCGAUGCCGUGACUAUGAUGAAAAGGGCUUCUGCAUGCGUGGGGACAUGUGUCCUUUCGAUCAUGGGAGUGAUCCAGUCGUAGUAGAGGAUGUCAAUCUGCCCAGUAUACUGCCCUUUCAGCCUCCACCAAUCCCAGGUGUGGACCCACCACCGCCUCCAGGCCUACCACCACCACCCGCGCUCAUGAACCCUCCACCUGUAAACCUACGUCCCCCUGUGCCGCCACCAGGUGCCCUUCCACCCAGUCUUCCACCUGUUGCAGGUCCUCCUCCUCCUCUUCCUCCACUACAGCCUGCAGGCAUGGAUGCUCCUCCUAAUUCCAUCACCAGCUCUGUCCCCACCAUUGUUACCUCUGGGAUGCGAUCAUCAAUUCCCCCAGUCUCAGCACCGCUCUUUACUUCUGACCACUAUGACACAGAUGUGUACAAUCCAGAGGCUCCCAGCAUCACCAACACUCCCAGGCCGAUCUACCGCCAUCGGGUCAAUGCCCAGAGGCCCAAUCUUAUUGGCCUUACAAUGGGGGAGGUUGACCGGCCUCAGAGAGCAGACAAGAUUCCAAACAACAGUAUGAGAAUUGUCAUGGAAUCUGAACCCAGGAAGAGACCAGUUGCUUCCCAUGACAGCGGUAUGCUCUCCAAGAAACCUUGGUUUGACAAACCCAGCUUCAUCAAACCAAACCACCAGGGCUACCACAAAAGAGCUCAGUUCUCUGCCAACACUAAGCUGCUUGUUUGGCAAAUUCCCCCCGAGCUCAACAACAUCAGCAAACUCAAUGAACAUUUCAGCAAGUUUGGGACCAUCGUCAACCUGCAGGUGGCCUACCAAAAUGACCCAGAAGGAGCACUGAUACAGUUUGCCUCUCCUGAGGAGGCCAAGCGGGCUAUGCAAAGUACAGAAGCAGUUCUCAACAACCGUUUCAUUAGGGUGAACUGGUUUCGUGAUGAUGGGAGUGACAUACAAGCUCCGUUUCGGUCGCAGCAGCCUCAGUCACAGCCAGCCAUGCUACCUGCAGCUACAUCUCCCAAGCAGUCUGUCAAGGAUCGUCUUGGACCCUUGGUCCCUGCAGACCCGGAGCCCUCCCAGGAUUCCUCUCAGAGUGCCUCUAAAGUGUCGGUAAAGGAUCGUUUAGGUUUCUCUGCCAAAACAGCAGCUCCUGUUGAAAAAGUGUUUUCAACAUCUCUAGGCCUCACAAAGACAGUAUACAAUCCUGCUGCUAUGAAGGCAGUCCAGAGGACUUCAGAAGAAGCCCUGAAGAAGAAACAGGAAGCCCUAAAACUACAGCAGGAUGUGAGGAAGAAGAAGCAGGAGAUUUUAGAGAAGCACAUUGAAACACAGAAGCUACUGAUUUCCAAACUUGAGAAGAACAAAGCAAUGAAAGCAGAAGAUAAAGCCAAGAUAAUGGAAACUUUAGGCACAUUAACUAAAAGCAUCACCAAACUACAAGAGGAGAUAAAGGGAAUCUCAAGCUGCAGCAACCCAUUACGCAAUGCCAAGAGCAAGGCGCAGUUGUCUUUCAAACAGGCACAGAAAGAACUGUUGGAUGCAGAGCUGGACCUGUAUCAAAAGACUCAAGCUGGAGAAGACACAGCUUUGUUAAAGAUCAAGUACACCCAGCUACAAAUUGAGGCAGCUAAAAGGGGAAUCCUGUCACCAGGACGAGGCCGGGGCGUCCAUGCACGGGGCCGUGGUGCUGUCAGGGCCCGGGGAAGGGGGACCAGGGGGCGAGGAAGAGGUGUGCCAGUGCAUGCAGUUGUGGACCACCGACCUAGGGCCCUGGAAAUUUCUGGUUUCACUGAUUCAGAUGGGGUGGACUUGCUGCCACACUUUGCUCAAUUUGGAGAGAUUGAAGAUUGCCAGAUGGAUGAAGGUAAUCUGUCUGCGGUCGUCACUUACAAGACACGAGCGGAGGCAGAGCAGGCAGCGCUGCAUGGAGUGAGAUUUAACAACCAGACUUUACGCUUGGCCUGGCAUAAACCUGCCACUACUCACAAUACUGCAGAUGCUGAUGAAGAAGAACCACAGGAGGAGGAGUACCCAGAUGAACCAUUGAGUGAUGAUGCGUUGUUGCAGGAUGACGAUGAAGAAGACGACGAUAACGAACCUCGUUCCUGGCGCAGAUGAAGCUCAGUCAGAUGCUUUCUUCUGACUGCACUGUUGUGGAUGACUAGCAACUUUAUAAGAGUUGAAUGCUUGUUUAUAAACAACUAGGCACAUUUCUCUUUGGCUAGAUUAAAUUUUUCCCCUAACACAUACAUAACUCGCAAAAGAACUGUGUGCAGUUUGAGUAAUUUUAAUAUGUAAACCAGAUGCAACAGUGCUGUUUUUUUUUUUUUUUUUUUUUUUUUUUUUAAUGCUCUUAAUGUAGAAUUUUUUUUUCCUUUUAUUUGUUCAUGAAAAUCCAAAUAGUUUAUCUGGACAUGUGUCAGCUGAUCACCCAGACCCAUCUUUUGAGCUCUCGGUUAAAAGAAAACCUGUGUUAUAACUUAACUGAAUAACAGAUGGUAGCUUUUGUAGAAUAUUGACAGGUUAAAAUGCUUGUGUGUGAAUAUUUUAUGUCUGGGUUUAAGUGAUUUGUAUAAAAGCUUGGCUUCUCAGUUCUUGGCUUUACUUUGGAUUGUAAAAAAAAAAAAUAAAGAAUUGAAAUGGUCUGAAAACAUCCUGCCAAAAAGAAAACAAAAAAAAGAAGACCGGAAAGAAAAGAUAUAAAAAAAAACAAAACAAAACAUUAUGGCAGUGGAAAAAAGAUCAGUCCUAAAAAGAGCUGAAAAAAGACCGUUUCAAAAGAAAAAAAAAAACAAAAAACAAAAAAACCUUCUUUUUCACCUUAAGAGCAAACUUCCUAAAAACAUUCCUUUUAUCACCAACCUUUUUCUUUGACUUUGGAUCGGUAAAGGUAUUGAAUAACUUUCAUGCCGAGGUAAGGACUUUCUGUAUAUAAUGGAAUGUUAUUUCCUCAUCCAUGGUCCAGCUGAAGUAUUUACAGUAUAUAUGAGCUAAUUGCAAAUACAACAACUAAUUCUUCUUUUGUUUUUUGCAGAGCCGUCUGCAGCCUCCAGCUCCAGUGCCGUUCACCAAGAAAUUUCUACCCUUUAAAAUGUAUAAAUGUAUUUGUGUGUCAUUCUAUUUGUCUUUUCCUAUUAUAUGGCAGUGUAAUGAAGAUUUUUAAAUUGUAAAGUCUGUUUGCCGUUUUUGAUAAAAGCAUUACCUUGGUAA